GUUGUCUUCGCUCCAUAGAGCGUUGCGCGUGGAUUCGGACCUGAAUGUAAAUUCCAACUUGGCCUUCUUGGUGUUGAUUUGUUGUGAUGAUCGAUGCAACUUGCGACAACAUGUGCCUUCCAGCGCUGGCCAGAAGCAGUUCUCCCGUCGACAAGGGAAAGCGCAUCUAUGGCCAAGGCAGCCAAGAUGUGGCUGCCAGUGAUUGGCCAGGAAGAAGAAGCAGCUUACUUCAAGACGAGGCCUAUGCCCAGCAGUUCGAUUCUGCUGCGGGAUCACAUACAGGUGCUCAGGGCCCCUCCUCGGUGCGAGUAUAUUCUCACAGCGACAGGGACAGGUUGUACGAUGGCUUGGCGGGACGCCCGGGCUGGCAAGGCCCACCGGCGCCCUUCAAUACGCCGAGACGACGCUUCCCGGGUGCUGGGGUUUCCCAGGUGGAUUUGCUGUUGCGCAACGCGACCAAACCCCUGGCGUCUGAGCACCCCUCGGAGUACGGGGAGCUGUACAGCGGUGCAGCGGGUGCCCCGAAGCAUUGGCUGCUGGCGGGGCAGGCGGUGGCGACUCCACGCUACCGAUCUCACCCGGUGGGAGCUGGGCCCUCUCAGGUGGGAAACUUCGAAAGACAAGGCACACUAUAA
Messenger RNA from Cladocopium goreaui, 635 nucleotides. The record is from the annotation of a GenBank genome assembly. NCBI's taxonomy places the organism in Eukaryota, Dinophyceae, Suessiales, Symbiodiniaceae.